Messenger RNA from Nicotiana attenuata, 3142 nucleotides. RefSeq names its product pentatricopeptide repeat-containing protein At2g01390. Gene Ontology annotation, molecular function: protein binding. The record is from RefSeq and is a predicted model, not a curated record. The transcript is spliced from 4 exons. NCBI's taxonomy places the organism in Eukaryota, Viridiplantae, Streptophyta, Magnoliopsida, Solanales, Solanaceae. Bases 325 to 2133 code for a protein of 602 amino acids.
UAAUAAAAAGGAAACCAGGGGUUCUGUCAGAGACCGUUGAACUGAGAGGUUUGGAACGCAGAAGUGUUGAAGUUAGUAUUCCGUUGAGCUAUAUAGAAAGUUCUUUCAGAUAGCGUUGAGCGCUACUGGAGCUUGGUUUGCCGUCGCCGCUGAAAGCAAGUCGCGGCCAUUGCCUUCUCAGUCCCCUCGCCGGCGACCGAAAGAGAAAAGUUGGAAUCCUUCGAAUCAAGUCCUCAAGUCGCAGGUUAGAAUGCUUUUGUACUGUGUAGUCUGGAGUCACACGAGUCAAAGCUCAUUCCGUCAAGUCACAGCUGGACCCAAACAAUGUUUGCUACUCUUGGUACCCAGCGGUUCUUCAACAAGCUCCAGCCUUUUCUGUUCUCCUCUGUCAAUAGCUGUUCUUGGUUUAGCAGAAUUAUUAUUAACCAUGUGCAUUCCUUCGCGCAAUCCAAACAGAGGAGAUCUGUCCGACAAGGUAAUCGACCUUUGAGCAAGUCUAUCAGAUCAAUUCAGAAACAAGACGUAGAUCUCCCUAAUGUUUUCAUGAGGGAUACAAUCACAAGAUUAUCACAUAUACUGAGAUUUUCAAGUUGGGAUUCUGCUCAAGAGCAGUUGAUGGGGCUUUCCAUAAAAUGGGAUUCCUACACAGUUAAUCAAGUUCUCAAGACUCAUCCCCCUAUGGAGAAGGCCUGGUUGUUUUUCAAUUGGGCCUCUAAGUUGAAAGGGUUUAAGCAUGAUCACUUUACCUACACGACUAUGUUGGAUAUUUUUGGGGAAGCUGGGAGGAUUUCAUCCAUGAAUUAUAUAUAUAAGCAGAUGCAAGACAAAGGAAUCAAGAUAGAUGCAGUGACCUAUACAUCCCUUCUUCACUGGCUUUCCAACCAUGGGGACAUUGAUGGGUCAAUUAAAUUGUGGCAGGAGAUGAAAGAUAAAGGAUGUGUUCCUAAUGUUGUUUCCUACACUGCAUACAUGAAAGUUUUAUUUGAUCACAAUCGAGUUAAGGAAGGAGCCAAGAUAUACAAGGAGAUGCUUCAAUCUGGUUGUUCUCCCAACUGCCACACAUACACUGUCCUCAUGGAGCAUCUUGCUGGUUCUGGUGAGAGCGAUUUGCUUGUUCGUUUAUUUUUGGGAAAAUUUGAUAGAGUUCUCGAGAUUUUCAGUAAAAUGCAAGAUGCAGGGGUUCAACCAGAUAAAGCUGCAUGCAACAUUUUAGUGGAAAAAUGCUGCAAAGCUGGGGAAACGCAAGCAAUGAUGAAAAUUCUUCACUACAUGAAGGAGAAGUUUCUUGUUCUGCGUUAUUCUGUCUAUCAAGAGGCUCUUCUCACGUUGAAGAUAGCUGGGGUGAGUGAUCGGCUACUCAGGGAUGUCAACCGUCAUCUGUCCUUAGAAAAGUUCAACCAUGAUCAGAUUGACAGAUCAGAUGGAACCACUGAAACUACUUGCCUCACUUUUGAUGAUAAGAUGAUUUUGUACUUGUUGAAGAAGCAAAGUCUUCUUGCUGUUGAUUACUUACUAGAUAGCUUGAUGAGUAAGCGUCUCAAAUUGGAUUCUGGAAUAGUGUCAACUAUAGUUGAGGUAAACUGUAACCGUGGUAGAGUAAAUGGUGCUUUUUUGGCCUUUGAGUUCAGUGUGAAAUUGAGCAUAACCAUUGAAAGAAUUAUGUAUCUCAUGUUGGUUGGCGAACUUAUUAGAACAAAUUCACUUUCAAGGGUUGUGGACAUUGUUGAAGCAGUGGUUGGGGCAGGACUAUCAUUAGGGUCAGAACUAACUGCUCUUCUGAUACAUCGGCUUGGCUGCACUAGAGAGCCCACUUCUGCGGAAAAGUUAUUUAGCAUCUUACCUGAUCAGCAGAAGAGUACUGCUGUAUAUACUGCUUUAAUAAACACCUACUUCACUUGUGGGAAUGCUGAGAAAGGACUUGAAAUAUUUGAGACCAUGAGAAAGCAAGGGAUAAAUAUGGCAUUAAGUACUUACUGUGUCCUAUUGAAUGGUCUUGAAAGAAAUGGCUUAUUUGAUAAAGUACAAUCUUAUAGGAAAGAAAAGAAGAAAUUUAAAUCUGAAAGCUGCACUACAGACAUGUCUAAGGAAGAAACAGUGUGCGAUCUUCUUUUUGCUGGAAACUUAGUCGUUUGAGACACAGGUCUCCAGACACUUUCUUUGAAUGAUUGGAGUAUCUGGUGUACAAAAAUAGCCGUUCUUUAUAACUUGAGUUGUUCUGGAUUUGCAUAAGUUAGCAAACACAAAGAAGUGUAAGCUUUUGCUGUCUAUGGUAUGGCCUAAAUUGUUUACAGAAGUGAGGUAUGCCCAAGAGAGUAUGCAGGAGAAUUAUUGCAGCUUAUAGAAGCCCACAUGCUGAAAUAAGAUUUUGGACUGGAUAAUCUCUUGCGAAUCAAACUUAAAUGACCUCUCGUCUUUGAAAAGUUUAACUUAUCUUUAGAAGCUGGAGUAGAAGGAUUGAUUGUGUCAAAUCAUGCGGCUUGAGAGCUUGAUUAUUCUCCUGCGACAUUAUGGCCUUAAACAGCAGGUCACUGAAACAUUCUAUGGGGAGUUCCUAUUUUUCUGGAUGAUGGAAUCUGCCAUGAGUCUGAUUUCUUCAAAGCAUUUGCUCAGUGCAGAAAGCAGAACCAUUACAUUAUGAGGUAGCAAAGGAAGAAAAAUCCACUGUGAAAGUCAUUUGGUACCUAGAUCCCAUUCCAUCACAUGAUUAAGUCCUCUUGGCUACCCCCGGCAGUUUGGACUGACGACAGUGGUAAGUGAUUCUUCCUCUAAGGAGCUGGUUUUAUCACAUCUCCUUGUAUAUCACCUCGGUUUAAAAAGCUGAUCUUGAAUCUUUGUGCAAUGAGAAUCCCCUCGUGCCAAGUUCGUUUAAGAUUGCCAGUAAGCUAUACUAAUAAUGGUCCUCAGUUUCUUGCUGAAGAGCCAUAUAUAUUAAAGUUAAAAGUUGCAUAUGUAUCAGUUCUGAUUUGAGAAUGAAUGACAUAUAGGCACUUGAAAUGGAAACAGAAGCAGAUGGUCUCUUUCCAAAGAGCUCUCUAUGCUCAGCUAUCCCACCAUAAUAUCAUGUUUGGUGAAUUCAAAUCAUAUGCACCGACACUGUAAUCAAUUUUGACCAAUUAUAGUAAGAUACUUGCCUUACUCCGAA